UGACGUGUCAGGUGAUUAAUGAGUGGGAGGAGGUUAGAGUGGGACACAGAGACCCCUUUGUUAUUCGGUGUGUGAGCGCCGCCGAGCCCGCCCCUUUGUGUCUGUCACUGAGGAGGGGGAGGGGUCUGUAGCCUUAUUGCUGCUGCUUGGGCUGCACACGGGCCAGACAUGCUGAGGUGAGCCGGAGAGACGCUGCAGGGGAGGGGGUUGUCUCAUCCUGCAGCACUAACUGCAUUCCUCUGCUGGAUGUAUUCCCCGCACUUGCCGCCUCUGGAGCGUCCCAUACCCGUGUGGAUCCCGGGCUUGUUGUGCCUGCAGAUAACCAUGUCAUUCCUCCGCCAGCUGUGGCAGCACAAGGACGUGCUCAUUACUUUCCUGCUGCCCCUUCUCUUCCUGCCCCUGCCCCUACUCACUCACAGCAAGGAAGCAGCAUGUGCUUACAUCUUAUUGGUCACUGCCGUUUACUGGAUAUCGGAGGCCAUUCCACUCGGUGCCGCAGCUUUAGUUCCUGCCUUCUUGUUCCCACUCUUUGGCGUCAUGAAAUCGAGUGAGGUGGCAUCUGAAUACUUUAAAGACAUUCAUCUCCUUCUGUUUGGUGUUGUUUGUUUGGCCACGUCCAUCCAGAAGUGGAACCUACACAAACGGAUAGCGCUUUGGAUGGUCCUGUCCGUUGGAAGCAAACCCAGCUGGCUUCUUUUGGGUUUCAUGAGCUGCACCUCUUUCCUCUCCAUGUGGUUAAGUAACACAUCCACAGCUGCUAUGGUAAUGCCUAUUGUGGAUGCAGUGCUGUGCCAGCUAAAUAGCGCCGCCCCUGAGGAGAAAGCCUUAACCGACUCUAAAACCAGCACAUCUCAGAAUAACGAGGAUACUACAAAGAUCGAUUUAACGUCUCUUCCAGAAAGCAAUAACAUGUUGGAUAACGGCAUAGCCAACACAGAAGAACGAGAGGAGGAGCCAGCAUUUGCGACCCGCACCUAUGCAAAACAGGGUAAAACUGGUCGGUUCUACAGGACUAAACGUGAUCACAUGAUGUGCAAAGCUUUCUCUCUGGGGAUUGCCUACUCUUCUACUAUCGGCGGGAUGUCCACGCUGACCGGCACUUCCACCAACCUCAUAUUUAUUGAACAGUUUGAAACUCGCUACGCUGGAUGCCAGCUUGUCAACUUUGGAUCUUGGAUCGCUUUUUCCUUUCCCAUCGCUUUUAUCAUCUUGAUACUUUCCUGGUUGUGGAUCAACUGGCUUUUCCUUGGCUGUAGCUUUAAAGACUUGCAGUGCUGCGGAAAAUCAAAGUCCCCGACUGACUUGGACUCCAGAGAUAUCCUGAAACAAGAAUACGACAAGCUGGGGCCUCUCAGCUACCAGGAGGUUGUAACGCUCGUGAUCUUCCUGCUGAUGGCGCUGUCUUGGUUUACGCGGGACCCUGGAUUUAUCCCAGGUUGGGAUUCACUGUUUGGACUGAAAGGCUACAAAUCCGAUGCUACCUCAGCCAUUCUCUUUGGAUUUCUAUUAUUUAUUAUUCCCGGAAGGAAGCCCGGCUGGUUGUGCUGUAGAUCUAAAGAGAAAUCCAGAACUCCCCAAGUGGCAGAAUCUACUCCUAUGAUAACGUGGAAGGAAUUUGAAGACUGUAUACCCUGGCAUAUUGUAAUCUUGGUUGGAGGGGGCUUUGCCCUUGCCAAGGGGUGCGAAGUGUCAGGACUUUCUACCUGGGUGGGGCACAGGAUGGUACCUCUCAGUAGUCUGCCAAUUUGGAUCAUUGUAUUUAUUGUGUGUCUGAUUGUGACCACUGUGACGGAAGUUGCAAGCAACCCCGCUACGAUUACUAUAUUCCAACCCAUCCUUUCUUCACUGGCUGAAGGAAUAGGAAUAAACCCACUCUUCGUCAUCAUCCCAGCAACAAUAAGUGCCUCAUGUGCUUUUCUCUUGCCGGUGGCCAAUCCCCCGAAUGCCAUCGUGUUUUCCUAUGGACAUCUGACCGUGCCCGACAUGAUAAAAGCCGGACUGGGGACCAACGUGAUCAGCAUGUUGGCAUUGUGGUUCGGGCUUUACGUUUGGGGAAUCCCGAUGUUCGAUCUGAACAGCUUCCCGGAAUGGGCCUCCCAUAGAAACUUGACAUCACUAGCAGCUCCAUAAUGGACAUCAGCUUUUUCUAAAAUCCAGUCUUUUACAGGGAGCGAUGGCAUUCUUGGUUCGGAGGACAGAGUAAAAUGGGCAUCUAGUGGUUUUGGACACGGGCAUCUUUUUUUUCCCUCACUCCUUCAUUCACGUUUAUAGAGCACUCUCGCAAAUGUAACCCUUUUUUUGCCAGUAGGAACGAGAGCAUUUCUUACUGCUUCAAAAAAAAACAAAAAAAAAACUGACUUUGGUGCUU
Xenopus laevis (African clawed frog) is the source of this 2368-nucleotide messenger RNA. RefSeq names its product solute carrier family 13 member 4 like L homeolog (gene slc13a4l.L). Gene Ontology annotation, cellular component: membrane; plasma membrane. Bases 247 to 2130 code for a protein of 627 amino acids. Gene Ontology annotation, molecular function: solute:sodium symporter activity; sodium:sulfate symporter activity; transmembrane transporter activity. Gene Ontology annotation, biological process: transmembrane transport; sodium ion transport; sodium ion transmembrane transport. The record is from RefSeq and is a predicted model, not a curated record. NCBI's taxonomy places the organism in Eukaryota, Metazoa, Chordata, Amphibia, Anura, Pipidae. The transcript has 16 exons.